Molossus molossus (Pallas's mastiff bat) is the source of this 2272-nucleotide messenger RNA. It is a transcript of the gene FEN1, whose product is annotated as flap structure-specific endonuclease 1. Gene Ontology annotation, cellular component: nucleus. The record is from RefSeq and is a predicted model, not a curated record. The coding region runs from base 77 to 1219 and encodes 380 amino acids. NCBI's taxonomy places the organism in Eukaryota, Metazoa, Chordata, Mammalia, Chiroptera, Molossidae. Gene Ontology annotation, molecular function: manganese ion binding; 5'-3' exonuclease activity; magnesium ion binding. The transcript is spliced from 2 exons.
CCCAGGCGGCGCCGCACCGAGCGCCAGCUGCCAGCCCUCGCGCCCCGAAGACCAGCUGUUCCUCCUCUGUAUUGAGAUGGGUAUUCAAGGCCUGGCCAAACUGAUUGCUGAUGUGGCCCCCAGUGCCAUCCGGGAGAAUGAUAUCAAGAGCUACUUCGGCCGCAAGGUGGCUAUUGAUGCCUCCAUGAGCAUUUAUCAGUUCCUCAUUGCUGUUCGCCAGGGGGGCGAUGUGCUACAGAAUGAGGAGGGUGAGACCACCAGCCACCUGAUGGGCAUGUUCUACCGCACCAUCCGCAUGAUAGAGAAUGGCAUCAAGCCCGUGUAUGUUUUUGAUGGCAAGCCACCACAGCUCAAGUCAGGUGAGCUGGCCAAACGCAGCGAGCGGCGGGCUGAGGCGGAGAAGCAGCUGCAGCAGGCGCAAGAUGCUGGGGCUGAGGAGGAUGUGGAGAAGUUUACUAAGCGACUGGUGAAGGUCACCAAGCAACACAAUGAUGAGUGCAAGCAUCUACUGAGCCUCAUGGGCAUCCCAUACCUCGAUGCACCCAGUGAGGCAGAGGCCAGCUGUGCAGCCCUGGUGAAGGCUGGCAAAGUUUACGCUGCGGCCACAGAGGACAUGGAUUGUCUGACCUUCGGCAGCCCUGUGCUCAUGCGACACUUGACUGCCAGCGAGGCCAAGAAGCUGCCCAUCCAGGAAUUUCACCUGAGCCGGAUUCUACAGGAGCUGGGCCUGAACCAGGAGCAGUUUGUGGACUUGUGCAUCUUGCUGGGCAGUGACUACUGUGAAAGCAUUCGGGGCAUUGGGCCCAAGAGAGCUGUUGACCUCAUCCAGAAGCAUAAGAGCAUCGAGGAGAUUGUACGUCGACUUGAUCCCAACAAGUACCCCGUGCCGGAAAAUUGGCUCCACAAGGAGGCCCAGCAACUCUUCUUAGACCCUGAGGUGCUGGACCCAGAAUCUGUGGAGCUGAAGUGGAGUGAGCCAAAUGAGGAAGAGCUCGUCAAAUUUAUGUGUGGUGAAAAGCAGUUCUCUGAGGAGCGAAUCCGCAGUGGGGUCAAGCGGCUGAACAAAAGUCGCCAAGGCAGCACCCAGGGCCGCCUGGAAGAUUUCUUCAAAGUGACUGGCUCUCUGUCAUCAGCUAAGCGCAAGGAGCCAGAACCCAAGGGAUCUGCUAAGAAGAAGGCAAAGACUGGGGCAGUGAGGAAGUUUAAAAGGGGGAAAUAAAUGAGUUUCCCUUCAUUAUACCUCCUUGACCCCACAGUAUGACCUCUACCCUCAAGAACUAGUGCUAGAGAAACCUCCAUGGGGGCAAGGAGGGGAUUGCACUGCUUCUCCGGGACUACCCUUCUCAUUAGUGCUUUUCCCUUUUUUACUUGAUCUUUUGGCAGAAAGGCCACAGAGGUACUUUGUUUUAUUUUUUAGCUCAGGAAAGUAUGUCAGGCUCAAACCACCUUUCAGUCCAUUUAAUGAACACUGAAUCCACUGUUACAUAAAAGUGAUAGCAACAAGUUUAAAGAAGGGAGAGGAAGAUAAAUGGUGGAGACAAAAGGCUAUGGAAAUGAUUUCCUGGCUGGCCAACUGUUAGCCAGUGAAGGUGGAACCAGACUGCACUUCUCUCUCUGGUUCAUCCUUGACCCACCCUGAAGGACAGAUAGCCAGCAGGAAGAUUCAGUCUUAACAGAUAGGAAGAGCUACUGAGAAAUAAGACAGGUGGAGAGCUGGAGUCCCUGGAGCUGGAAACAUGGGUUUGAUUACUGGCUGUGUGUCCUGGGGUGGGCAGAAACUUGAACUUGAUAUGUAACUUGAACCUUUAAAGUAGUUAUUCAGAGGCAUAAGGUGACUUAGUUCUCAUGGCCUCUCUGAGGCAAUCAACUGAGUUGAGACUUUGGAAUAAGAUGCUGUUGUCCUGUGCUGUUUUUGUUUUAAACAUGAAAAAAGAGUCAAUAAAACUAUAAAUUGGCAGAAUGUAGUGUUCUUUUUACUCUAACAUGCUGGAAUUGUACCCUAUUAACAGGUGGCUUGAGUGUGGCCACAAGAUGGCGCUAUGCCCCACUGAAUGACCAAAGCAGUUUGGGUAGUACUUCAGACGUUUGGAGGAUGCCAGUUUAUCUUGCUAGGAACACUUUGCAGUUUUCUACCUACUAUGUGAGAUGAACUCCUUUGAGAAAGCCUCACAAUUUAGAUCAAUUACUCUGUAGCAUUCAAUCAUUUACCAGUUUAUAAGUUGUGAAAACUGCCAUUCAAAAAUCAAUUGUUCCUUUUGUGACAUCAGAUUCA